AUGGCAACCUCCGAUAAUACUUUUUCGAUGUCGACCAUGUUCAAUGCUUUGCCACAAAUCCGUUUCUCAAAAGGAAUCUCCUCCGGUUCCAUUCUUCCUCCUCCGGGUUUCACUCCACGCGCCUCCGCCUUAUCAAAAACGCGCUCAAACCUGUUUAACCUAAUGACCAGCAGCGAAGGUGUGUCCAACUUUAAAGAAGUGAUCUCAAAGUUAGACCGAAGACAGCUUCUAACGAUGUCGUCGUUGCUGACGUCAGACUCUGAUUACUUCACAGAAGUUGUCAGAAACAAGAACGGGUCAAGACGCGUGCAGAAGCUCCUCGGGAUUUCAGAUGACGCGGACGCCUUCUUCUUCUCCGCUAUCUUGCGCCGUUUCCUUAAUAUCAUGACCGACAAGUACGCAUCCUACGUGGCGAUACGAGCCAUGGUCGUUUUCGACCGCGAGAAGAAACACGCCAUGUACGAGCACGUUCUCCAUUACGCGCUCGAUAUAGCGCGUGAUCAACACGGAUGCAUCGCGCUCAACGAGAUCAUAACCGACGCCGACGAUGCUUUCUACAGAAACCAGCUGCUAGACGUUGUCGCGCGCAACGCUCUCUGCCUAAGCAACGAUGCUUCAGGGAACUUCGUGGUCCAACACGUGCUUAAACUCUAUGACUUGCGUUGCACGCAUAACGUAGGGGUUAGUCUUCGUGGACAUUGUGUUGAUUUGUCGUUUAAGAAGUAUGGAAGUUACAUCGUGGAGAAGCUUCUUGAGUCAAGGGAGUCAAUGUUUGUGGUGGUUAUGGAGCUUUUGGAAUGCGAUGGAGAUAGGUUGAUGAGGCUGGCGAGGAAUGAGUUUGGAAAUUUCGUGGUGGUCAAGGCACUGCGACUCACGAAGGAGAUGAAUAGGACCGAUUUGUUUUGGGAUUUGGUUCAGAAGCUGAUGCCUUUUCUCCAACUCUUGCGUAGUUCUCACGGAAAUAACAUUGCAAACAUCUUGGAGUCAUGUUCUAUAAGAACAAGAUGCUCAAAUUAA
Eutrema salsugineum is the source of this 1017-nucleotide messenger RNA. Its product is annotated as pumilio homolog 18. The transcript has a single exon. Bases 1 to 1017 code for a protein of 338 amino acids. Gene Ontology annotation, cellular component: cytoplasm. Gene Ontology annotation, biological process: post-transcriptional regulation of gene expression. The record is from RefSeq and is a predicted model, not a curated record. Gene Ontology annotation, molecular function: mRNA binding. Lineage: Eukaryota; Viridiplantae; Streptophyta; Magnoliopsida; Brassicales; Brassicaceae.